Tupaia belangeri chinensis (Chinese tree shrew) is the source of this 3147-nucleotide messenger RNA. RefSeq names its product cilia and flagella associated protein 221 (gene CFAP221). Gene Ontology annotation, biological process: cilium movement; motile cilium assembly. Gene Ontology annotation, cellular component: 9+2 motile cilium. The transcript is spliced from 24 exons. The record is from RefSeq and is a predicted model, not a curated record. NCBI's taxonomy places the organism in Eukaryota, Metazoa, Chordata, Mammalia, Scandentia, Tupaiidae. The coding region runs from base 523 to 3042 and encodes 839 amino acids.
GAGGCAGCCUGGAGCCCGGGCUGGGGUGCAGCCGCCUGGCAGCCAGGGAGAGGUCGGCCCGGAGGGUGGCGGCGGGUCUGGGGUCGACCCUACCCUAGCGGGGGUGUAGGGGAGGAGUAAAGGGUCGCUGAGCGAGCAGCGUUUGCAGGCCUGGGAGGGGUGCCGGGGCGAGGGUGCUGAGAACUUGGGGUGCGACGAGGGAGACCGGAGAGCCGUGCGUGGGGGGUGGAGGACGAGGAGUUGGUCCCUGCCUAAGUAUAGACGGGGCAGGGGUGCGUUUGGGCAGGGCUGAGGGCUGGAGGAGAGCGAGGCAGAGGGGGGCCUACUGGAAGGAGGCAGUCUUCGUCCGUGAGAGGCUGGGGCAGUUUCUUUCAGAAAGUGCCGAUGAGGCUGCUCCUUGGGUAUAUUAACUGUCUUCUCCUUGAUGCGCUGGACUCGGGCAGAGCCAGGCCAGGCUCAGCUUUCCUGAGCUAAGGAAAUGACCUUUGGCUCUAAAAAGAAGACUCCAUUUUUCAUGAUAAAAUGGCAGUGGCAAAAACCCCCAGCAGAGAACUAAAGAAUGCUGAAGAACCCUUUAAUAAUCUGUCACCCUACCUUUUGAGGAGCUUAGUGGAGGAGCCCAAGAAAAGAACAGAAGUACCUAAUCACCUCCUAGAAUCAAAGGUUUAUGCAAAACUUCUGAAUAAUAAAGUCAUACAGGCAAGACCUGGAAUAUUACACUUUGGAGGCUAUCAAGUUGAAAAACAGCACCAACAGAUUCUGCAUCUGGCCAACAUUUCCAAUGAAGACACACAUGUUCAUAUUCUACCUCCACAAACCAAGUACUUUCAGGUUGAUUAUGUGAAGAAGGAUCACCGCCUUGUCCCUGGCUUGUCCCUCACGGUCACUGUCACAUUUUCUCCAGAUGAGUGGCGAUACUAUUACGACUGCAUCCGCAUUCACUGCAAGGGAGAUGACACUUUACUUGUCCCCAUCCAUGCCUAUCCUGUCAUGAACACACUGGAUUUUCCCUCAUUUAUAAAUCUAUCAAAUGUUCUUCUUGGAGAAAGCAAAACGUACAUCAUUCCUUUGCAGUGCAGCUGCCCAGUAGAUUUCGAGUUCCACAUCACUUUGAUUCAGUUCCAUCAAGCCUUUGCUGUUGAGCCAACAUCAGGAAUAAUUCCAGCUAAUGGGAAGACCAAUGUGACUAUUAAGUUUACACCCUUUCGGUAUGGAACUGCGCAAAUUAAAAUGCGGUUACUGAUUUCCCAGUUCAACUCUCAACCCUACGAAUGUGUCUUCACCGGAACGUGCUAUCCCAACAUGGCCUUACCAUUGAAAGAAUUUGAGAGAUUAAAUAAUCUUUCUAAGAAAAUCAAUGUGCCCCCAGAAAAAACAAUGACACAUAUCAAUUUUCACCGACUACCAGCAAAGACAAAGCCUCCAAAAAUUAAGGAAAUUGAAUACCAGAACUUAAAAUUCCCAGUGGAUUUAUCGAAUCCAUUUGCUGUGGCAACGGUUUUAAACCAAGAACCAGGAAAGUUGAAGAUUAAAGAAUUGAAAGAAGUUUUAGACCAAGGCAAUGAAAUUUACAAAACCAGACAGAUGAAGGAGGCGCUCUUCGAACAGAAAGUCAGACAGAACUCUCAUGAAGAGAUGGAGAAUCACCUUAAGUGGCAGGUGCACCUUGGUAAAGAUCACAUGUCUUUUAAAUUUAAAAAAGAGCUUACUGAGGACCGGCAAAGAGCAUGCACCAAAUAUGAGCAAGAUAGAGGAGAUCCUAUUUUGGAAAAGGAAUUUCAGCGACUCAAGACAGAAGUUAACCAAAAACGGGUCGUUCACAAUCUAGAAGAGAAAAUCAAGGAAUUUCAACCCAAUUUUGAUCCACUCAUUAACAACACUUGGGUCAACAGGUUCAGAGCACAAAGACAGUUUCGACAAAUAGCACGCAAGGUCAUGGUUCAGCGACGACUACUCAGUUUGCUGGCUAGUGUUCGUAAAAUGGACAAGGAGAGCAUAAGGAAGUCCAGUCAAGGAAAACCAUCAUUAGUUCCAGGCAAGUACCCUUCCAAACACCUCCUGCCUCAAAUCAGCCAGGAUGAUUAUUUCGACUGGUUCUCUGUGUUGCCCCAGGAAGUGCUACCAUUUGCUUUCCCGUCCUACAGUCCCUCUCAGGGAUCCAAUGAGUUGGCUCCUGAUGGCCUUGGACUGGUCCCAAUUAAGUCUUCAGAAGUUCAAAUCAAGCAGGGUUAUUCCUUCUUCAAUCUGCAGGUUCCCCAAUUGUACAAAAUUAAGAGAUAUCAGCCAUUCUCCGUCCACAAAUCUUCAACUAGUUACAGACCUCAAAAGCUUGCCCGAGCCCUGAAGCAGGGAGCUGAGGACGAAGUCACCACCAUCAUAGCCCUUCCAGAACAGGAGUCCACACCUCAGCUCUCUGACAAACCUUCCAUCUUAAGCAUGAAACCACCCGAGGCCUUAGCCUUGACUCCAGAUUAUGAUCGCCUUUACAUUUUUAAUCCCAACCCAGGAUUAUUUCCUGUAAUGCGCCCUCUGACCUACGCAGAAACGCUGAUAGAUUACCAUCUGUGCUCUCACCCCAAGUACAAGUUCACCAAAGAAACUCACGAUGGGUCCAGCAUUCCUCUCACCCAAAAGCAGUUUCUCCAUCACACGGACAUCAUCCCUGGAAUAAUGCACUGGAAGAAGUUCCAGUCGCUGGCUCUCUCCUCGCUGCCCAACACCGCUAAGUUGGAGGCCACACAGAGUUGUGAUUUCUUCAAUUCAGUCAUGCUCCCUAUAGACGUCCCUGCCAUUGUUGACGCCUUACCAGAAGAGGACAGACUAGAAAUAGCUGAACGUGAGCUCUGUGAACAGAAUGUAGAAGUUACAUUGACUCCAGAAAUGAUCCAAGCAGAAUUCCCCAUACUGGACCACAAGGACACCAAGAAGGAAAAAGAAGCGAAAGACCAAGCACAGCCAGCAGAGAAGGUGAGAGAAAAGGUAGUCGAGGAGACGCGGAACCUGCGGUCCAAAGCACUCAACGCCUCCCUGAUCCUAGAGUGAGACCCCAGUAGGUCAGUGCCUUCUUUUGCUGUCUGCAGGUCACUCUGGUCCUUUGUGUCCCUUUACAUUCCAGCCAUUUUUGAAUUAAAGUUCCUCGAGAAAGAA